Messenger RNA from Malania oleifera, 1371 nucleotides. RefSeq names its product aspartic proteinase CDR1-like. Gene Ontology annotation, biological process: proteolysis. Bases 1 to 1371 code for a protein of 456 amino acids. Gene Ontology annotation, cellular component: extracellular region. The record is from RefSeq and is a predicted model, not a curated record. The transcript has a single exon. Gene Ontology annotation, molecular function: aspartic-type endopeptidase activity. Lineage: Eukaryota; Viridiplantae; Streptophyta; Magnoliopsida; Santalales; Ximeniaceae.
AUGGCGGCUGCUAUGACGGCGUCGUAUCGUUCUCUUUGCCGCGCUGCGCUUGCAGUUUCAGUAGCAGCGCUUUUGAUCUUGGUGAGCUCUACCACGUCUCCAGUAGAAGCCAGUAACAGAUCAGGGAGGGAUGGGUUCAGCAUAGACCUCAUCUCCCGAGACUCACCUCGCUCCCCCUUCUACAACCCCUCAGAAACUCAUUUCGGGCGCCUCCGCAACGCCCUGCGACGCUCCAUUAAUCGCGCCAAUCGCUUUACCGUCGCAGCUUCAUCACGGGAGGCAGCCACCAGCGGCGGGCUUACCCAGGUCACCGUCAACAACGGAGAAUACCUCCUGAACAUAUCCAUCGGGACUCCGCCCACCGAGAUCCUCGGCAUCGCCGACACCGGCAGCGACCUCAUCUGGACGCAGUGCACCCCGUGCAGCACCUGCUACAAGCAAAAUGCCCCGCUGUUCAACCCCAGGAGAUCCUCCACAUACACUCCAUUGGCCUGCAGUUCCGACGCCUGCACUUCCUUCGACGAGGCCCAGUGCAGCUCCAGCCAGUGCCAGUACCGCGUGCAAUACGGAGACCGUUCGUACUCCGUGGGCAUUCUUUCCACCGACACCGUCACCUUGGGUACCACCGCCGGCCAACCCGUUUUCCUCCCCAGGACGAUAUUCGGGUGCGGGUACGACAACGACGGUACCUUCAACGAGAAUGGGUCGGGAAUCAUCGGCCUGGGAGGCGGCUCCUACUCGGCCAUUUCCCAAAUGGAUUCUCUCAUCGGCGGUAAGUUCUCCUACUGCUUUCUGCCCAUUGGGACAACGGGUUCCAGCAAGAUGAGCUUCGGCGCAGAGGCUGGCGUGACCGGCGCCGGGGCGGUUUCUACACCCAUGGUAUCGAAAUCAUCGAGCACAUUCUAUUACCUAACGUUGGAAGCCAUUAGCGUGGGAGGCCAAAGGGUGGAGUACUUUGGGGGCAGUAGCAGUAAUUCCAGCAAAGCCGUGGCAGAAGGGAACAUUAUCAUAGACUCCGGCACCACUGAGACGAUUCUGCCGGUGGAUUUUUACCAGGAGUUGGAAAAGGCGGUGACAGCGGUGAUUAAUUUAGAACGGGUGCAAGACACGGAGCAAGUGCUGCCUCUUUGCUACCGCACUCGGAGGAACAUCUACGCUCCGGUCAUCAAGGCGCAUUUCACCGGCGCCGACGUGAACUUGAACCCAUUGAACACUUUUGUGAGAACGGCGGAUGAUAUUGUGUGCUUCGCUUUCACCUCCAGUCCUACCAUUGCCAUCUACGGCAACUUGGCCCAGAUGAACUUCUUGGUGGGGUAUGACCUUAAUGCGAGGACUGUGUCCUUCAAACCCACCGACUGCUCCACUUUGUAA